CUAAGGAUUCCGGAAGGAACAGUCGUGUGGUCAAAAACAGACUACAACUCCCGAGAUCCUCUGGUUUCCGUUUUGUAAACACCGCGGCGCACGCUUGAUGAUAUAACUAAGCUGAUAUAACCUUACUCGCACACAUCAACUCAGCUCAGGGUACACCAUGCCAGAGGGUCCGGAGCUGCACCUGGCCAGCCUGUUUGUGAACAGGGUGUGUAACGGCGUUGUGUUUUCCGGUGCCGUGGAGAAAUCCGAGGUCAGCAAAAGCCCCGACGUGCCCUUCACCUGCGAUGCGUACCGGGUCAGCGCUAAAUCUAGGGGCAAGGAGGUGCGCCUUACCCUCACGCCCAUCAAGACCGACAGCGACGACAAGCCGCCCAAAAGGGCCAAGGCAGAGCAAAACCAGGAGCCCAUGGACGUCGUGAUCCGCUUCGGGAUGUCUGGAUUCUUCCGCUUCACUCCCGAGAACGAGCUCCCAAAGCAUGCCCAUCUCCGGUUCUACACGCGUGAGAAACCUUGCCAGGUGCUGAGCUUUGUAGAUGCCCGCAGAUUUGGAGGCUGGCAAGCGAAUGCCACCUGGCAACCCGACCGGGGUCCAUGCAUCAUGUUUGAGUAUGAGAGCUUCAGGGAAAACGUUUUGUCCAACCUUAAGGACAAGGCCUUCGACAGACCCAUUUGUGAAGUGAUGCUGAACCAGAAGUACUUCAGUGGAAUCGGCAACUAUCUCCGAGCAGAGAUACUGUACAGACUGAACAUCCCACCAUUCGCAAAGGCCAGGACUGUUCUGGAAGGUCUCCGGUCGCAGAGUGAGGAAGAUGAAAAGACGGCAGUCAAGGAGGAGUUAGAAGUCAAGUCGGGGAAGAAGAGUGUGAGAGACAGUGCUCCUGACCUUCUCAGUCUGUGUCACACUGUUCCUCUGGAAGUUGUGAAAAUGGGAGGUAAAGGCUAUGAUCCAGAGAAGUCCGAUUAUUCGGCAUUUAAAGCCUGGCUGCAGUGUUACUAUGUAGAUGGCAUGAAGUCCAUAAGAGACCAUAAUGGCAGAACCAUGUGGUUCACGGGAGAUCCUGGCCCCAUGGCGCCAAAAGUUACAAAAUCCCCUAAAGCCAAGAAGCGGUUGAAGAAAGAGGACCACGACUACACAGACACAAAAAAGGGAGCCAAAAGGAAACGUACUGAGACCAGCACAAAAGAGAGUAAAGUGGCAAAGCCAGCGAACAGCACAAAGACACCCACGGCACAGAAAAGGCCUUCUCGGAGACAGAGCGUUUCGAAGGGGCCUAAAAGUACGCAGGAGGAACAAGUCAUUCACUCCAAAGAAAAUGGCAAACCGAAAGGGCGCAGAAAGAGCAGCACAAGCGUGGCUCAGAGCCAGACUGGUAAAGCCAAGCGGACGAAAGGCUCCCAGAGGACUCCAAAGGAUCCGAGCACUCCCCAGCUCAACAACACAGGAAAGAGGAGGAGGAUGAGCAGCUCGGCUACUGAACCACAGAGAAGAAGCAGUAGAACAAGCAGGGGAGUGUGAGACAAAGCACCUACUGUAACAACAAAGGGGACCAGAUCAACUCCACUACACACAUUCCCCACACCGCCGUCUUUUUAUUGUGUUUUUAAACUGGGAAACGGGUCUAGCUACUGGAAAAGAAAAUAAUAAUUUCACCUCUGUCUUUUUUAACGGCAUGUUUUUCAUUUUAUUUUUGCUACUGUAAAAGAAAAAUAAAUUUGUACUAAACACUGAA
Sardina pilchardus (European sardine) is the source of this 1730-nucleotide messenger RNA. It is a transcript of the gene neil1, whose product is annotated as nei-like DNA glycosylase 1. Gene Ontology annotation, biological process: base-excision repair. The coding region runs from base 158 to 1516 and encodes 452 amino acids. The transcript is spliced from 11 exons. Gene Ontology annotation, cellular component: nucleus. Gene Ontology annotation, molecular function: damaged DNA binding; DNA-(apurinic or apyrimidinic site) endonuclease activity; DNA N-glycosylase activity. NCBI's taxonomy places the organism in Eukaryota, Metazoa, Chordata, Actinopteri, Clupeiformes, Clupeidae. The record is from RefSeq and is a predicted model, not a curated record.